Marasmius oreades (fairy-ring Marasmius) is the source of this 834-nucleotide messenger RNA. RefSeq lists its product as uncharacterized. Gene Ontology annotation, molecular function: acyl-CoA dehydrogenase activity; flavin adenine dinucleotide binding. The record is from RefSeq and is a predicted model, not a curated record. NCBI's taxonomy places the organism in Eukaryota, Fungi, Basidiomycota, Agaricomycetes, Agaricales, Marasmiaceae. The transcript is spliced from 7 exons. The coding region runs from base 1 to 834 and encodes 277 amino acids.
AUGUCCAAAACGUUUACUCGGGAAGAAGUGUCAAAGCACAAGGAGAAGGGGGAUUUGUGGAUAAUCAUCGACUCUACGGUAUACGACCUCUCCAGAUUCUCGACAAUUCACCCAGGCGGACUUGCCGCUCUAUUGGACGACGACGUUGCCGGGAAAGAUGCUACAGACGCCUUCUUCACUUUGCAUCGUUUUGAGGUUCUUCAGAACCCACAGUAUGCACGAUUGAAGCUCGGUCAUAUUCAAGGAGAAGAGCCUCAAAUGAUUAAGCCACCUCCUGGGUCGUUGAGCGAGAUUCCGUUUGCUGAACCAACCUGGUUAUCGAAAGGCUACCAUAGUCCAUAUUAUAACGAGAGUCAUCGUCGACUACAGACCGCAAUCCGCAAGUUCACUGAAGAAGUCCUAUUUCCAGACGCUCAAGCUCGCGAAGAGGAUGGAAAACGCGUGUCACAGCACAUAUUUGAAGCGCGGGCACGAUUAAACCUUCCUGCCAUGGCUUUAGGACCUGGCCCGCAUCUCAAAGGACUCACGCUAAUGGACGGAGCAGUUAAACCAGAGGAAUUUGAUUGCUUCCAUGAGCUAGUCAUAAUUCAAGAAAAAUCUCGACUCCACGCUCGAGGGUAUUCUGAUGGUAUGGCGGGUGGAACGUACAUAGCUUUGCCUCCUAUCAUGAAAUAUGCGGCUCCCAAAAUCCGGGAUAAGAUUGUCAAGGAAGUCUUUGCGGGACAGAAAUUCCUCAGUCUGGCCGUUACCGAGGCCUACGCCGGGAGUGAUGUUGCCGGGAUCAGGACGAGAGCGACUAAGACUGAUGGUGGCUGGAUCGUCAAUGGAAGGUAA